AGUUGUGUUCUGUUGGAAUGGGAGAAGUUUGGUACGCUUCUUUGUGGUGUUUUGUUUCACCCACUACCUGUGAACAUGGUCGGCCUGGCGGGUUGUCUAAGCCGGCCCACCAAUGUACUGUGGGUUGUUGUGUUGGGUGGUCCUCUGUGUUACAGACAGAGUUGUGAGGACGCCCUGGACUGGAUGAUAGUUGGGGUGGUGACAUGUCAGGUGUGCUACGGGGAUUCGAAGAGCGUCAGUGUGGGCCACUGAAGUCGAAACACUUCAAGCAAUAAACACCUGUUACGAUUUGUGGUUUAUUACACAUUUGGAAUCCCCAACAUUUCGACUUCAACCACAAUGGGCUGGCAAGAGGAGAUGGAAUUGUUAAAGAGGAAGAGGGCCAUUGCCAAAGGGAAAUUCACAAGAAAGGUGACCCUGCUGGAUGAGGGUGUGCGGGAAGGUGAGCCAGUAUCAGUGUUGAAGAGUAACUAUGAACAGAUUUCUGAGGCCUUUCAACACCUAGAAGACAGUAAUGAUGUGAUAUUAAAAUAUGUGUGUGAUAAUAAAUUAGAAGACAAGUUAGUUAAGGAGGCUGAAGAAUACAUGCUAGAUUGUGAAAGAAUCAUGAUGAAAAGACUAACAGAAAUUAGUAACAUUGAAAACAUACAGAACAGUGUCAAGCCUAAAGUGAAGAUAAAGGCAUUUGAGCCUCUUAAAUUUGAUGGGAAUUUAAGAGAGUACCCUCGUUUUAAGGAGGACUUUAAAAAUCUAGUCAAAAGUUUGUAUGGUGAAGAUGCGUAUGCAUUGAAAAUGUGUCUCAGUGGUGAUGCCCUUCAGACUGUCAGAGGUGCAGAAGGUAAUUAUGAAGAAAUGUUUGAAAGGUUAGAUGACAAGUUUGGAAAUGCAAGAAAGGUGGUGGACUUGGUAAUAAGUGACCUUAAGGCUUUGAAAAGGAUCAAUGAAGGUGAUACCAAAGGAUUUAUAAGGAUGGUGGAUCAGGUGGAACAGUGUUGGCUAGAUUUGAAAAAUAUAAACUUGAAUGAGGAACUUAAUACUGCUAAUGUAGUCAGUCAUAUUGAGGUGUUGCCCACACUUCAGAAGAGGGAGUGGGUAAUAAAGGCAGAAGAAGUAUCUGCUACUAGUGAUCUCUUUCCCACUUUAUUGAAAUUUCUGCAAAGGGAGAGAAAGGUAUUGGAGUAUAUGAAUUCUAGUGUCAGAUCUACUGGUGGUGAUAGAAGUUCAGUACAUCAUGUAAAUAAUUCAGCUGACAAGGUCAUGGAGUCAGAUCUGGUAACACUAAUAAAACAGAUGAAGGAAGAGCAACAACUAAAUAAUAAAGAUUUAGAGUCAUGUAUUGUAAAUUUGACGGAGAUGGUGAAAGGUACCCACUUGAAGACUGGAAAUAAUGAGGGAGGAUGCUGGAUUCACAAUUCCAGGAACCAUGAUACUCUUGAUUGUUAUAAAUUUAAGAAUCUCAGCAACAAGGAGAGGUUUGAGUUAGCUAGAAGCAAUGGAAUAUGUUUUAAAUGCUUAAAGGGAUAUCAUCAGGCAUGGAAUUGUAAUACAAACAAGUUGUGUGAUGUCAGGAUCAGGGGUCAAGGUGUGUGUAACUGUCAUCAUCAUCCACUGGUGCAUUUUGAACAGGAAGAAGGUGCUAGUCAUAAUACAGUAUCUGCAAACACUCUGAACACCUUAUUGAAUAUCAGUACUGUGUACAGUAACACUCAACCUAUAACAGUACUGUGGGAUUCAGUACAUAACCUUGGUGACACACAGUAUGGCAGAAAAACUAAGUUUGAAGGCCAAGGAUGUGAAUUUAUCUAUGAUCAAGGUUGGCAAUGUAAUUGAACAUCAUUCUACCAAAGAAUAUUGCAUACCACUGAUUGAUAGGACUGGGCAUGUAUGGGAAAUUAAUGUCAUUGGUAUAGAGGAAAUAUCUGCUAAAAUCAGUGAAUUUGAUGUGUCAGGAGUUAAGGAGUUAUUUGUAGGAGUAUCAAACCAUGAUAUUAAUCGCCCUUGUGGUGAGAUUGACAUGCUGAUUUGGGCCAAUUACAGUGAAUUAUUGCCUAAAGUUGUUCAGACUAAUGAAGGUCUUCAAUUGUUAGAGAAUCCAUUUGGGUUCAGUAUACGUGGCAGACACAGCAAAAUAACAGCCUCAGGGAGCACGACGAACCAUGUGAUUGUGAGAACUCACAAGGUGUCAAGCUCAAUAAGCCUCAAUGAGAUCAAGGUAGAACCUACAGAUAAACUUAAGUCACAAUUAGAUAAAUUCUUUGCUUUAGAGGAGAGUGGAGUGCAGUGUGACACAAGAUGCCUUAAAUGCCUGUGUAAGGGUUGCCCUGUAAGUGACAGUGUCAAUAUUUAGGAAGAAAGAGAACUGAAAUUGAUUGAGAAGGGAAGUAUUGGACAGCAAGCUAUCCUUGGAUAAGGGACCCGAGACAUCUUAAGAACAAUGUAAAAGUGGCUGUGGCUAGAUUAAAAACUACAGAAAAUAGACUGAAAAAAUUGGAUAUCCAGUAUGCCCAGAGUUAUCACAGUGAAAUCAAGGACAUGGUGAAAAGGGGGGUAGCGAGACAAUUAAGUGAAGAGGAAAUGGAGUCAUACAAUGGCCCAAUUCACUACAUUUCCCAUCAUGAAGUAUUGAAACCAGAUUCUGCUUCAACACCUCUGCGUAUUGUAUUUAACUCAUCUUCAUCAUACAUGGGACAAAAACUUAAUGAUUUUUGGGCAAAAGGGCCAGUUGUUCUUAACAACAUGAUUGGAGUCUUGCUAAGAUUUAGACAGGAAAGGGUUGCCAUAACUGGUGAUAUAUCAAAAAUGUAUCAUUCUGUGAAAAUCAACACACUGGACCAACACACACACCGAUUUCUUUGGAGAGAU
Messenger RNA from Scylla paramamosain (green mud crab), 2862 nucleotides. RefSeq lists its product as uncharacterized. NCBI's taxonomy places the organism in Eukaryota, Metazoa, Arthropoda, Malacostraca, Decapoda, Portunidae. Bases 340 to 1830 code for a protein of 496 amino acids. The transcript is spliced from 2 exons. The record is from RefSeq and is a predicted model, not a curated record.